Messenger RNA from Ziziphus jujuba (common jujube), 834 nucleotides. RefSeq names its product wall-associated receptor kinase 2-like. The coding region runs from base 1 to 753 and encodes 250 amino acids. The transcript has a single exon. Lineage: Eukaryota; Viridiplantae; Streptophyta; Magnoliopsida; Rosales; Rhamnaceae. The record is from RefSeq and is a predicted model, not a curated record.
AUGAUUGUCAUAACAAUAAAAGUUGUGGGAACUUGGAAAUUAUGUACCUUUUGGCACCCAGACAGGUGUGCCAUGCCCAGCAAUUUUUUCAUCAACUGCAGCACAGGGGAACCCAUACUAGGUGAAAAUUUGUUGGUUACCAAGAUAUCCAUCCAAAAUCAUGAGAUAGGCAUCGAGGCGUACGCUGGCAGAUCAUGUUACGACCAGGAUGGACAACUGAUAUACGAAAACCGGCCGACCCUGACUUUGCCCUUUUAUGCGAUCUCCAGUUCCAAGAACAACUUCAUUGUCGUCGGCUGCGACUCUUAUGCCUAUCUUCUGGGGAGCUACCAGAAUGACAACAACAACUACUCCACCGGCUGCACUACUACAUGCACCAGCAUGGAAAGAGUCUCUGCCAAUGGUACUUGUUCUGGUAUUGGUUGUUGCCAGACUGACAUUCCCGCUGGCCUCCAGAACACUGAAAUCCAAACCUAUAGCUUUACCAAUCAUACAGAUGUAAUGCAUUUCAACCCCUGCAGCUAUGCCUUCGAUGUUGAACAGGACAGGUUCAAUUUCUCCCAAGCUUUUCUUGCCAACUUCACCCCUGAGACUCAGCCGCUGGUGCUUGAGUGGGCUAUUGAUAAUGAUACUUGUGGAGGGAAUGCCACUGCUCAUAACCUGGAUGACCUUUCUGGAUACUAUUGCACGUGCAACCACGGCUACUCUGGGAACCCAUAUUUGUCCAAUAGUUGCACAGGUAUAUAUUUCUAGAAUUCAUAUAUGAUGUGCACAACCAAAAUUUGACAGUUUAUCAAACACCGCAUGUGCACUACGUAUCCACCAAUAGGUACU